Messenger RNA from Caenorhabditis sp. 36 PRJEB53466, 423 nucleotides. NCBI's taxonomy places the organism in Eukaryota, Metazoa, Nematoda, Chromadorea, Rhabditida, Rhabditidae. The record is from the annotation of a GenBank genome assembly.
AUGCGUGCCUUCGGAAUCGUCCUCAUCGCCCUCGCUCUUGUGGCCAUCAUCCACGCCGCUCCCGUCUUCAAAAAGGAGAUGGGUAAGAGACGAUGAAAAAUGAUGGAUACAGACUUUUUCAAUUUUACAGCGAUUGCGAAGAUCGCUGACACGGCUGCGAGAUUGCGUCAAAUCGAGCUGAAUCUCCAAAAAGCGCGUCUGCCACUCGAGGCGAGCCUCCGCUACAACAAGAACAAGGACGGCGACGAGGUCGGACUCGAGCACACCGCCUUCCCCAUUUUCGAUGAGCUCAUCAAAGCCGGACGCGAGAUUACAAGAGCCGCGAAUCAGGCCGGAGACAUGCUUGAUGGGCUCGACAAAGAGCUCACGGAGACUCUUUCCAUAGCUCCCCCCUUGAUUACUGUCUUCGGCGGCAAAAAAUAA